Molecule: messenger RNA, 2965 nt
Organism: Loa loa (African eye worm)
Lineage: Eukaryota; Metazoa; Nematoda; Chromadorea; Rhabditida; Onchocercidae
Exons: 7
Coding region: 71-1675 (534 amino acids)
Source: RefSeq, a predicted model, not a curated record
AGAAUUGCAAAGUGAAAGAACACAGAAAUUGAGAGAGGACGCGAGAAGAAAACGACCAAGGAAAGGCGCAAUGGUCGGCUUCCAGCAACAACAUCAUCUUAGGGAGGAGCAACAUGGCGUGCAGGAGGGAGCGCAAGAUAGCACCAUGGCUAACGAUUUCGGCAUCACUGCAGCUGCAGUUGCGAAUGCAGUGGGGCAGCAGCAACAUGGGUCGUCGUCGAAUGGCAGAGCGAACUCACCGAGGGCAAAACUGGCGAUGCUGAAACGGUCAUCCACCAAGUGCAAAGCCUUAUCCAAUAAUGAUCCAUUUCGAUUCCAAGGUAAUGGGGUAGAUUUCAAAGGUAAGUUGAUAGGCGUUCGAGACGUUGAUGAGGCUCGAGGGGACACAAUGUGCGCCGAAGCGAUGAGACUUGCAAAAGCGGCUGUUAAAAGUGCGGGCCAUCAUAAACAGCGAAUUAUUCUCAAUAUUUCAAUCGAAGGCCUCAAAGUUAAGGAUGAAAAAACCCAAACAAUUUUGCACAAUUUCCCUGUUUCACGGAUCUCGUUCAUAGCGCGGGAUACAACAGAUGCACGUGCAUUCGGUUUUAUUUAUAGUUGUUCGGACAACAAAUAUAAAUUUUAUGGUAUUAAAACGACGCAAACGGCUGAUCGUGCAGUCUUAUCGAUUCGUGAUAUGUUCCAAAUAGUUUUUGAAAUGAAGAAAGCUCAUCUUGCUGAAGUGAAACAAAAGCAGGAAGAACAACAAAAGCGAGAGUCGGAAAUGACAGAUGGUGUGAGGAUAGAUAAUGGUGUUGCGGUAGCAGACUUACUUGACUUGGAAUCUGAGCUUCAUAACAUUGAGCAAGGUUAUAAUCAGUUGCAAAAUAUCCCGACAUUCGCAGAGGAUUCCUGGCCUUCCAAUGGUGUCUUCACUAACAUGCAAUCAUCAGCACCUUUUCUUCCAUCAUCAACUGGAACCGUUGCACCGUUAGCACCCCCUCCUGUUUCAUCAUUUGCCCAGAAAAAUCCAUCAGAUCCUUUUGAUGAUAGCUUCAAUCCCCGGUCUUUUCCGAUAGUGCCGCCAUCCGGAAAUAUUCCACUAAAUGCUUGUGAUGUCCAACAACCAUCUUCUCUUUCAACACAGCCACUACCAGCUUUGUGGUCAUAUCCUGAUGCUUUUACAACUUCCACAAACAGUCGUUCCAUUGCUUUCUCGGAAACAAAUCCGUUUGCCUCGUCAGUGCAGGGUGCCACUGUGGCAAGGAUAGAACUUGAUCCGUUUGACACACAACAAGCUCAACAAAUUCUGAAAAGUUCUGCAUCUUACCACCUUCCUAUGACAGUUUCCUGGUCGACAAAUGAAAAUACGGUACCGCCAACAGGCACCGAUCCAAGAAUGCUUUCUCAAUGGACAGAAAAGAAGAGGGUAUCAACCUUGGAAGAAGCAUUCAAUAAAUUAGUUGAUAUGGAUACACUCGUUUCUAGCCCGGAACUAAAAAAUCCAUUUACCGAACUGAUGAUUCCACCGAAAAAAGUAUCGAUGGAUGCGAUGAAACCAAAUGCGACGGUAACAGCACCAACAGCGAUAAGGACGGGUUCGCCACGGGCACCGUGUAUACCUUCCCGGAUUUCUGCUCCUUUAGUUGUUUCAACUACUUCUUACAAUGAUCCAUUUAAUGAUGAAUUUUUCAAUUGAUGAAGCCUUUGAUGUACGAAAAUGAAUUAUCAAAGCAAUUUAGGAAGGUUUUGUUGGAUAUUCAAAUUCGACAUUUUGAGUUCGUGGGGGAAUUUCGCGAAAGCUUGUAUCCGUUAUCAUCCCAUCAAUUUUUUAAAUUCCGAAGCUUCAAGUUUAUUAUGUCUCUUUUCUUACAUAUAAUGUUUGCGUGAUUCUUAUUUUUCUUAGGAAGGAGAUUCUUUUUGCUGGAUUCUGCAUGAUGAAUUUACAAAAGUUUAAGUUUACACACGAAAGACGCCCUUAUUUGAUAACUGCAAUUUUCGGAGCAUUUUCACAGCUGAUUUUGGAAUUUAAAAGCGCAUAUUGAUGAUUUCAAAUAAAUUUCGAUUUUAUUCUCGGAUGAUAGACGUACUUUUUUAUCCUGUUUUCUCUCUUUUUUUUUUUCAUAUUACAUCACUUUGACUUUCACAGGAAAAUUAAAUUGCCUUGGAAUUUGUUGUCGAAAUUUCUAAAUAUAAAAUUAAAAAAUUUCCGACCAACUUUUAUGAAUUAAAUGCCUUAAGGUUUUAAAGAAAUUAAUAUGUAACGUUUAUGUAGAAACUUUUAGUAUGAUCUUAGCAAGCUUAUCCGUCACAGUGAAUCCAAAUGGAAUUAAAGUUUUUUUCAGUUCUUUCCCGCGUUUCUCUCAUCUCUUGCUUGUUUAGAAAUUCAGAGCAUUCUUCGCUCAACUUCAAGUACUCUUUGUCACCGUGCUCUGAAGUUUGCUUUUACUACCUUAAUAGUGCUAACUAUAGUGCUGAAGAUAUCUGGAUUAUCUGACAAUUUACAUGCACAUGGAUACAUUUCACACGUUCUUAUUCUGUGCUGACAUUCUGUUACAUUAAAUGAUUAACAGUGUGAAUUAAUGGCUUUUUUUUUUCGAGUACUUGCCGACUGUUUUUUUUUCAUCCAUCUGAGUGGGCAUGUAUUAGUUACUUCGAAAAUAAUUUUUUCAGCUGUAACGGGCGUUCCAUAUUUAAGCUUCUUGAACUAGGUAUCAUAAUGGACAUCAAAACUGUUCUGAUUUAGGUGUUUUUCAAGAAGUAAAACGGCAUUUUGUUUACUUGCUUCAUAUGUUUUUCACUUGAAAAAGGGAUUUGUAUAAAUCUGUUAAUGUACCAUCUGGAAUUUUUCUUACUUUUUCAUUUUGUUUUUCAUCAGAUAAAACGUCUAUUUUUGUAUUCUUCCUAACUUCAUUCUACACCCGUGAUGUAAAAGUAAAGCCGUUUUUCUUGUUUAAGAAAUUUUUAUUCUCUGCUUCUUUCAUUAUCC